Molecule: messenger RNA, 2307 nt
Organism: Paramuricea clavata
Lineage: Eukaryota; Metazoa; Cnidaria; Anthozoa; Malacalcyonacea; Plexauridae
Source: the annotation of a GenBank genome assembly
AUGUCCACAACCCAAAUGGGAUAUCUGCUGAUAUAUGUAGUGCCCUUAUAUGCAGCCAAUCCAGUAUGGAAAUGCUUUGUCAAACAUUUGCCACCAUUAUGCCAGCUUGGGCUAGGCAAAGAUUUUUUGAUCCAGAGAAUGAGAGAUCAAGGUUACAUCUCCCAUGAUUAUGCAAACUCAGAAGACAUUAGAGAUCUUCGAAGCAUGGACAAUGUUCAAUUGCUGGAGAUGAAUGAACUCCCACUUAAAAGCUUAAGUAACUUUGAAACAGCUCUGACAUGGGUCACUAAGAGCAGUUUGAAGCAGUACAUGCAAAAGUAUUUACUUCUUGUACCUGGAGAUUGGCCAGCACAAUUUUACAUCAGACAGGCUGUGUAUAAGUCUGUAUACCCCAAUGGCAAGUUGCAGCAACCUGAAAACCCACUCAUGAACACAAGAACAUGCGAUCACCAUGAUUACUCAUUACGUAUGCCUCUCAGUGAUUCCACAUUCACAACCUGGAAGAAAGAAAUGGAUUCUAUUGUACCAUUAAUUGGACCCCUUCAUAUUUCCCUGAAUGCAAGAGAAGACAUAUGUGAACUUUAUCAUCCUCUGAUGAAGUACAUAUACAAGCGAUUGUUUCGUGGAUGUGUUUUAGCAGGUAAACCAAAACCAUGGAGAAUCACGCUUCUUCUCGAAAUAAUUUAUGGAGGAUGGACACUCAUUAGAAGCACUGUUGUUGUGUUAUUCAGCAAAUGCAAACAACUCCAAUAUGCUAUUUUGUUUAACCUAAUGAUAUAUGGAAUUUCCUUUAAACUGAAUCAAUUUGGACAAUAUUUGAAAGCUGUAGUUCGCAUUUGGACAAUGUUUCACUGCUUUCACAGGAAACACUAUGAUAAAGCCCCACUUGUAUGGAUAUCGCAUAUUGGAUAUUGGUCCCAACACUACCCUGAGCUGCACCAAACAUUUGAAGAUAAUAUUGCUUGCACAGAUGAAUACCCUGUAGAGAAUGCACACUCAAUAAUACAGGCAAAUACACAAUCAGCUGAUGAUUGCACAACAAUCUCAAAAAAAGCUAAGAUGAUGUUUACUUCAAAAGCAGAAGUGAAAAACUUUAAGUCAGUAUUCACACCACCCAAGUCAUUUACAUUCACAAGAAAAGUUUUAAAGUCCCUCAAAGUUAAAGCUGCAGAAAUCAUUGGUGAUGUUUUAAAGAAAACAAGAAAUACGGACAGUGCUAAAGAAAUAUCAACAGACAUGCAGUUAAACUCAGACAACAUAAAAUGUUUACCAUUGGGUUUUCAUACCAACAAGCCUCCAAAUCCAUGUCUUUGUUGUGAUAUGCCAGCUUGCCCACACCAAAGUGAAGACCUGGAAUGGAAAAGAUUUUAUGGUUGCUUUCACUCAUUCCACGUCAACUGCCUUGGAGACAUAGAUCAUUGCCCUAUUUGCCGUGGAUACCUUCAACAAGUCGUUCAACAGUUGUGAACUAGUGCACAAAAUGCAAUAUUCAAUGGCCAGGAUAAUGCUGAAGUAGACCUGGAAAAUCCUGAAAAUAAUACACCAGAUAAACCACCCAAGAUUCAUGAGGAAAGAAAUGAAGAAUUGGCAGCUAAAAUAGAAGGGAUUAAGGAAGGUAUUUCCAGUCUUACAAUUCCAGUUCCUACUCUAAUUCAACACCAACAAGUCUCUACAAAUUUGCCUGUUCCUAAGCACUCCUGUCCACCACAUUGUAAAACCUGUGGACAUCCCAUAAAAGGCCAUUGCACAAUACAAGCAAGUAAGACAUGCCCAAUGUGUGAAAAUAAGAAGUGUUCACCAGCCAGCAAGAAUCAGAAAUGCCAAUGUGAAUGGCACAAGGGGACUGUGUUAACACCAGAUAAGACAAACAGUUCUCAUAAUGUGCAAAUGAUCAAGCAUAACGCGACGGCAACUGAGUUCAUUCUACCCAAGGAAUUGUGUCAGUAUAGUUUGAGUCCAAAUGGUUUGACCAGCAAUGCUUGCACUGUAAUAGCUCUACUAACUGUGCUAAGUUUCUUGCAAGGAAACUUAAGUAUACCAAAGCAUGACAAUGAUAGUGUACUUUCCAUUCUACCAAAGCUACGGGAAGUUAUGAUUGAAGGCAAUACACUUUACAGCAUUAUCAACCCACCAUCACAUAAUCCAAACUUGGCAAUAGAUGAUGUUCUUGACACCCUUAGUUUUCCUCUGAAAGAAAAGCCAUUUGCUGCUGUGAGCAACUACCAAAUGUUGUCACAAGAAUUACGAAGUGCAAUAAAUGGAACUGAAAAAACGGACAGCCCACGUCUUGAUCAUACCACCCGAUAA